Messenger RNA from Tetrahymena thermophila SB210, 19881 nucleotides. Its product is annotated as dynein heavy chain family protein. Gene Ontology annotation, molecular function: minus-end-directed microtubule motor activity; ATP binding; dynein light intermediate chain binding. Gene Ontology annotation, biological process: microtubule-based movement. The record is from RefSeq and is a predicted model, not a curated record. Lineage: Eukaryota; Ciliophora; Oligohymenophorea; Hymenostomatida; Tetrahymenidae. The transcript is spliced from 45 exons. Gene Ontology annotation, cellular component: dynein complex.
AUGAGUUCAAGCAGUUAACGCCCAAGCAAUCUGAUAUCAUAGCAAAGUUAAUAGUAGUUAAAUGAGCAAAGUAAAACGAAAACUACCUUUAGAUCAACAAAAAAGGAUGAGGCUAGAUUGCUCCCUCAUGAGGUUUUUGAUUCUAUGGAGGAAUUGUAGAAUCUUAAAACGAAAUACCCGUCUUUAAGAUAAACUUAUAGAGUGGUCAAGCCAAGCACUACUAUGAAUAGAAGUAUAUCUUCUAACUUCUUUCCUUCUAGCAAGCAAAAUCCCAACUAGCCUAGAUCUAAAUACGAUUUAAAUGCUUAUUUUAAAGUGAACACUGAUAGAUGGUAUAGCGGGUUAGAUGAAGCCAAACCUCUAAAUAAGCAUAAUGACUCUCUGCAAGAAAUUAAUCAUAAAACAUCUCGCACAUACAUAUUUCGUUAGUAAGAUGAUUAAAAGUUUUUUAGAUAAGAAUCAGGGCCAGUAGGACAUUAAUAUUAACAGAGUAUGCCACCUUAAACAUUGAAUAACGUUUAAUCCUCUGAUGAUUUAUUUAGAUAGCUUCCAAGAAAUUUAUAGUCAGCAAUUAAUCUUCCUAACUUAUACUCUCAAGUUGAAGAAAAUGAAAGAAUGAUAAAUCCUUUAAGAUCUGACCAUAAUUUGCUUAACCCAUAUACCAGCAACAAUCCACACAACAAAUCAAGGCAGUCUUCGUUGACAAAUUUAAAUUUUAAAAUAAAAAAGCUACACAAUACAUAUUAUAAUUCAAGCCAACGUAGCUUAAUAGAAAGUAAUCCUGAUACAAAAGAAACACCCUUUACUUAUAUUGAUUUUUUUCAGCAAGGAGAUAUGAUUCACAUAAAAGUUUCCAAUCUAAAUAAUUUUAAGGUUGAACCUCUAGAAAAAUUUGAUGAAGGAAGACUCUAUGAUGAAGACCCAAGAGUAUAUUUGAAUUCAGGUGUUUUUAGAGGAUAUAGUAAGUGGUAGGAACCAGAUGGUUCUUUUAUUUGGAAAGACUGUUUAGUUAAAGACUAUAACCCAGAAACUGCUAAAUUUACAAUCUAAUGGGUAGCAAACAAAAAAAUUAAAGAAGUAAGCCGUUUAAAUUUAAUGUACGAUCAUGAAAACUAGGAAAUAGCAGACACAAGAUAUAGAUUAGCCAAAGAAAAGCGUGAGCAAAUGCUAUAUUUUAUAAGUCUAAAACAAAAAAUUGGAGAAACCUCAAGUGAAUCAAAAGAAAUUUUGUUUAGAAAGAAAAAUCUAAUUCGUAUUUUGGAUUUAAUUUUUAACACUGAAUUUUUAAAAGAAAAUGAGGAGCAAUGGAAAAGAUAAGUGAUUAAUGAUAUUCUUUAAGCUUAUAAAUUUGAUGUAAUAAAGUUUGUCUAUUAAGCAAACACUGUCUAGAGUCUAUAUGAGCUUUUUAAAACUUACUAUCCUGAUGAGCUUGUUAGGAGAAAGCUAAAAAUUUACAAUUUGCAACUAAACUUAAAUGAAAUCGAAGAAUUUACAAAUGAAGUAACUGUAAAUGAACAGAAAUAAUAAGAACCUUAAAAUGCUAAAAAAAAAUAUCAAAAUUCAUUCUUUAUUCCAGAUAGAGUAAAAGAAGAGGAGCCUGAACAAAAUAUUUUUGAAUACAAUUAUAAUGUCAAAAAUUGGGUUUAUGAAACAGAGUUUGCUUAACAAAAUGAAAUUGAGCCUGAAAAAGCUCAACCAACUUUCACUACUGCAGUAGAAGGAUAAAUGCCAUCGAAGUUAAGAAAUUAAUUUAGAAAGAUAACUUUAAGCACUCUAACAAUAGCUAAAAAUUUAUUCAUAGAAUAUACCACAAACAAUCUCAGCAAGAGUUUAAGGUUCAAUUACGAUCCUAAGUUUUUAUAGCUUCAUACUACUCUACCAUAGUUCAUGAAGGCUAUCAGUAGCUUAGAGGAAACAACAUUAUUUUAAUACUUUGCAAGUUCUGGAUAAAACUAUUAAUCUGAUGUUUUUCCAGAGUUUGAUAGAAUGAAUAUUGAAUUUAACAAACAAAAAUUUAAAAUUGAAAAGAUUUUCGAUAAGAUAGAGCUAUCUAUAAACGAAAUAAUAUUUGAUGUUACAAGAAAUAUGGGAUUCGAAAGUAAAGAGAUAAAAAAAUUAAAUCUACACCAUAAAUUAAAAGAGUGUAUGCAAAAAAUAACUAAUUAUUUAGUUCAAAGCUAUAUGUCGAAAACAAUUUAAAAUUCUAUUUAUUAAUUAUGCGAGUCCUUCUAAAAAUACUAUGCUAUUCUUCCUUAUGAAGAUCUUAAUUCUGAAGAUCUCGUUUUAAUCGAUCCUUAGAUAAAAAUAAUACGUCUUUUAAAAAGAUUAACCUACUGCUAUGAUAAUCCAAGCAUCUAAAUAAACAAAAGAGGAUCUUUCGUUACCCAAACUCAGUUUUUGCUGAGCUUCUAAGAAUUUGAAAGUGAUCAAUAACAAUCUUAAUAAGAAAUUAUUUAAGAACAAUAAAAUAAAAUUCCAUCAAAUCUCUGUUUACCAUAAAUCUAUGAAAAUAACUAGGUUUUAUCCAGCAAGGAAGUAUUUAAAAGAUUUGGAAACAAAUUUUAAAACACUUUCGAGACUUAGGAGAAGAAAAGAUUUUCAGCUAACAAAAUUAUUUAUGAAAUGCCUGAAGAUCCAAUGACUCCAUAAAAUGUGCUUAAAAAAUAAAAAAACACUGAAAAUAUUAACAGAGAAAGUGCUGGUUCCAUAAAAAAUCUUGAGGUUCUCAAUGAAGAAUCUGAGGAAUAGCAAGAUGAUUUUUCUGAAUGGAGAUGGAUCAAAGAUUCUAAAAUUAUCUUUAUGAUUUACACUAAAAUGUGCGAAAAAUAUCUAAGCGACUAAUUUUUAAACAACAGAUAUAAAUAAAUUGAAAAGACUCCAAUUCAACCUUUGUUCAAUCUUCGUGUUGUUAUCAACGACGACAAGAAUUUAUCUAAGAAAAUCAAAUCUAUUUAUAAAACAUUUAAAUUUAACAAAAUGGACUAAUAAAAAAUGUCAGACAUUCUCUUCCGUAGUAGAGAAUAAUUAUAUUCAUAUAGCGACUUAACAUUCGAGGAUAUGUUUUAUGAAAUAGCUUCUCGUAAUGAUCUCGAAUACUCUAUAGAAAAUAUUGAAAAAGAAAUUGGACAAGCAACAAUCACCAAAGGCCGUCUUGGUUGGUUUAAUUAUAGUUCAUUUUUAGUUACUUUUGAGCCACCUCUAGAAACUUUUGAAGAAAAAUUCAAAGACUAAUUUUCAAAUGCUCUUAUAAAUAUCAAAAAUCUCAAUAAAAUAUUUGGUGAAUUCGCUUCUGACAAAGUAUUCAGAAAUGAUGAUGUAUUCUAGAAUUAGGUCAAACUGAUAAAUGAAAACAUAGAUUCAUUUUUAUUAAAUGGUUUAUAUGGAGCAUAUUCUCUGCUUCAUUUGUUGAAUAGGUUCGAAUUUUACUACUUGCACUCUGAAAACUAUGAGAAAUUUAUAAAAGGAAUGUAUGAUGAUGAUCAACUUACAGAGGUAUUUAGAGAAUAAGAAAAAAUGAAAAAAGACAUAAACUUCUUUUAGCAGAGAUUGCCAGAUGAAAUUAAUUUAGGUUUUCUUGUCGUUUACCUCAAAGAAUUCAAAAAUAGCACACUAAUUGAAAUAAAUAAAAAAUUAGAUUUGAUAAAAGUUUUGAGCAAGGAAAAAUUUAAAAAUUUACUUGAUAAAAAUAUUUAAAGUCAUGAAGAAAUCUUAAAAAAUAUGGAAAAAGAACCCACUACAAUCUAAGAAUAUAUUGAAAUUCUGCUUUAUGUGCAGGGAACUGAACUUUAAAAUCACAUAAACACAAUGGAUAUCUAUCAAGAAAUGGCCACAUACCUUUAUGAUAAGUUCUAUGACUAGCUAAUUAUAAUUGAUUCAGAUAUGCUUAUACUUUAUUUCAAUGCUAAAAGCAUGCUUUAGGAUGUCAAAAACAACAGAGAAGCAAAAUUAUUUUCCCUUUAAAAGAUAAAAUAAAAAUUCGAAGAAAUGCAUCACACUGAUAAGACUACAGUAAAGGACAAUAUAGAAUCUCUUAUGAAGAAAAUAGAGUAACUUAAAUAAGAAACUAGUUUCGAUAGGGCUUUCGAGGUAGCUGGUUUAUCAUAAGAAAUUUUAACUGAGCUGAACUAUGUCGAAUACAAAGUAAAAGUGCUCCAAUAUGAAGAAAUUCAUCUUUCUGUAAAUCCAGACCAGUAUCUCAACAUUUAAGAAGAUGCCUUUAAUUUCCGUACUUACGACUAACUUUGGAAAUACACCUCUGAGUGGAAAAUGAAAAAGGAAGAAUGGCUAAAAAAACCUCUGUUGAGCCAUAAUGUAGGAGGAUUUACAAAUGCUGAUAUCAAAGAAAUAUCUUCUACUCUAGAUUAAGGUAUUAAAACACUCAAAGAAGUUGAGCCUUACUUCAAACAGUAUAACUAAAAACUCAUGCCAUUGAUUGAAACUUUAACAAGUGACAUUGGAUAGUUUGAAAGAGUGUAUGAGUUGUUAGUUUAAGUUAAGCAUGAAAGCUUUAAGAGUGAACAUUGGGCUCAAAUUUUUGAGGUUAUGUACUAAGACAACCAAAAGAAAGUAGAUGAAAUGCUUGCUUGCUUGAAAACUCCUUAGUUUAACUUAAGUUUCUUAAUUGCAAAUAAUGCUCUUGAGCAUUUGGGUUUCGUUUCAAAUAUAGCUGGAGAAGCCUAAGAAGAAUUUAAGAGCCAAGAAACUAUUGACAAUUUGAAAAACGAAUUCUAAAAUAUUAAUUUUGAUGCCAUAGAUUUCCACAAUAUUCCUCUCAUAGUAGGCUUGAAAGAUAGAGUUUCUGACUUGCGUCAUUAAUAUUUUACAGUCGGUGAAAUGCUUCGUAACAAGAUUUACUAGAGAAAUGACUUCACUGAAAAGUUAAGCUAGUUGGAAUAUGUUGUGAAAAAUACAAUGAAAGUGUUAAAAAGAAUUGCAAAGAUUUAAGAUAGAUUGGUAGCUUAUGCUCCUUUAUAUAGAUUCAAAAAAAAUGAGCCUUACCUGAAGUAAUCAACUAUCAUUUAUAAUUAAGUUGUGGAGGAUUUCAAGAAGACUGUCAAAGAUAUUGAGAAAAAGGGAAUGAAAUACUUCACAGCUUUAUUUGUAAAAGAAGAAGAAGACAGCAAGACAUAAUAAGAAAUCCAUGAAAAAUUUUCAAGCAUUUACACAAGAUCCAAUUAUGUUCGUUAGCUUGUUUAAAUUAUGGCUAGGUAAAUACGUUUUGAAAAUCCUAGAAUGGCAUUUUUCUCUGAUGAAAAGAUUAUUCAGCUUUGCUCUUGCUAAUUCUAUCCAAAGGAAUUCUUUUAAUAUAUUUCUGUUGUCUAUCCUGGAAUAAAAGAGUUUGUGAUAACAAAAACAGAAAACGAAUCUAGACCUGGCUAAAAUGAUUUAUCAGUUAAAUAAGUAAUUAAUGAGUAUGGUGAAAAGUUGGAUUUGCUUUACACAGUGACUUACUAACUUGGAAGAAAUGAUGAACCCCCAGUUUUUACAUUUAUGAAUGAAAUAGAAAUGCAACUUAAAGAAUUCUUUAAAAAUUCUUUACAAAAGAAUAUUAAAGGCAUUAGUAACUGUUACUAUAACUACUAAUAAAUAUGGACAUCAUACAUAACAAGUGGAGCUGUACCUUUCUAAAUUUUAUAUUUAAUUAAUGAUAUUUGCUUCUAUCAUGAUGUUACUGCCCUUUUAAGUAUAAACGAUGGACUAGAAGAUCUCAAUGAAUACUCUUCUCCAUAAGAAGUAAAGGCAAGAACCAAAGAUUCUGGAAUAAAUAAGCUUAGAAAUAUUCUGCAAUCUCAACUUUCUAACUUUUAGGUUUAUUUCUAAUCUGUGAUAAAGCAUAAUAACAAUCCUAAGUUUGUGUUCCCAUUCACUUAAUUCAUCCUCUAAAUCCAGAAUCAUAUAAAUAUUUUAGGAUAUCUUCUUAAUAAUUUAGCAUUUAGAUUAGAUUCAUUUGAAUAUCUUUCACUUCCUAAAUUUUCUUUAGAAUUCAAUAGAAAGGAACUUGACAAACAAUUAUUUAAUAAAGUUUAAAUUCAAAAUUUAAAUGCUUUGGCUUAGGCAUCUCUCGCUGCUUAACAAAAAAAAGAAUAAUAAUAAUAAGGUGAAUUAAUUCCUGAAGGUGAGCAAACGAAAAAAGCUACUGAAGGAGAUGAUGGUACUACCAAAAAUUAACCAAAGCAACCUCAAGUUGUUCUACCUAAAAAUUGUGCUGAAAUCAUUCAAAUGACUUACACUGCUACUAAGCAAGCUUCAGCUAUGUCCUAUGGAUAAAAUGAUUUACCAAAUAUUAAUGCAAAAUCACUUUUUAUGAAUUUAGUCUAAGAAUAUCCUUUUGAUGUUGUCCUCCUAAGCAUGAAUUACAAGCGUCUAUAUGGAUAUGAAGUUAAUCCCAUCUUCUAAAAUUAUGUCUUCACUGAAUCAUCAAAUAGAAUUUUUGCCAAAAUUUUAGGAGCCUUUUCAGCAAGUUUAGGUGCAUGCUUGAGAAGUCCACCAUAAUCAGGUAAAAGAGAAAACGCUAAAGCUUUAAGUUUCAUGCUAGCUAAACCUUUCUUCGAAUGGAAUUUCGAUGAAAAAAUGGAUUCGUUUACUGUUUAAAAUAUUUUAACCGGCUUUGCCUCUGGAAGCUACUGGCUAUAUGUUACUAAUUUAGAAAAAUGUAAUAUGAGUGUAAUAAGUACAAUGGCUCAAGUGAUGUUUGCUGUUAAAAAAGCUCUUGUUCAAGGCUAUACCUAAUUCCCAUUCGGUGACCUAACUUUACCUUGUAAUAACUAAUUUGGUUUGAUGUGCUCUUAUUAAAUUACAUAAGAUGGUAACAAAAACUCAUUUGAAAUACUACCAAAGAGUCUUUUAGAAAACUUUAGAAUCAUAAACUUCAUCUAACCUGAUAUAGAACCAAUCUUCAGACAAUACUUUUUGAUGCUUGGAGUUAAAGACUAUUAAGUAGAGGAAAAAUUAAAAUAAUUCUUAUUAUUUUUCUCAUUUUUAUCAAGCUCCUUUGACAAGCAGUACUUCUUAUAAAAAAAUAUGCUCACAGAAUAGGAUCUAGGAGAUAUUAAAUAUAGUAAAUUUGAGGGAAUGCAUAAUGUCUUCUCUAUGAAGAGUUUGAUCAAAUUCAUGCAUAUCUCCUUAAUGGCAUAAAUUAAUAGCAAAUAUGAAUCAGAUCCCAUUGAAAUUUUAAAGAAUUAAUUGGAUUUAUAAUUACAAGCAACUCUUUCUUAGAGUGCAUACUAAUUCAUUAAAAUCACAUUCUCAAGAUUCUUCACUGAAAACACUCACAAAAAGAAAUUUAUCAAAAAAGCUCCUGUUGUCACUAGAAGUAGUGACCCAAACAUUUAAUUGAUAGAAGAACCCUCAAUUCAUGUAAAAAUGCCCGAUUUUGAGCUUAUAAACCCUCUAAGCUAUUCUACGAUUGAAAAGUAUUUGCCUCAUAUUCAUUCAUUCUUAGAAACGAAUUUUAUUUAACCAACUGAAAACUUAUUUAACCUCAUUUCUACCUUAAUUCCUAUCACCAUGAAUAAGAUGCCUGUAAUUUUCUAUGGAGCUCCAGGAAAAAAGAAAACAACUAUGAUUAAACUUUUAGCAUUUAUCCAGGCAAAAUAGUAAAGCUUAAACUUUAACAUAAAUUUCGUCAAAAUAGAUGCAGUAACUUCUGAAUCACUCUUGGGUUAUAAAAACAAAAAGGGUAUGUUCAGAAGAGGACUUGUAGAAUUAAUUAUAGAAGGUAUAAAAUACUUUUAACCUGAUGAGAAAGAGACUAAAGAUGUUUUAUAUGACUUCGAAAACUAAUUUUGUACUAUUCCUGCAGCUCCUUAUGUGUCUAAUAAAGAUAACAAAUUAAAGUCUGAAUCUAAAAUUGUAAUAAAAAAGAAAAAUCAAACCAAUAAACUCACUGAAAAUGAUUGGAUAGUUAUUGAGUCAUCCUCUGCUUUAAAUAAAAACCCUCAUUAGACUUAUCUGGAUUAUGCACUCGAUGGGUUCUAAAAGAAACACUUUAACUUGAUAAACAGUGAUAUUGUUAAGAUUCCAAGAGAUAUUUACAGUAUUUUUGAAUUAGAAUCACUUACAAAUCUUUCUCCAUCUAACAUACACAAUUACUUUUUAUGUUACUUCAGCACAGAAAUUUUCGACCUCAAAUAGGAAUUCAUACAUUGGUUUGAAGUUAAAUGCAGCUAAAAUAGCUACUUCGCUCAAUUUGGAACUAUACUUAAGAUUUUAUUUGCUUUCUUCUUCCUCGAAUAUAUGAAAUAAAUUGAUUAUUAUCAUAAAGAUGAGACAUUCCUUUACAGAUUAUCAAAGAAGGCUUAUCUGAGGAACUUUUUGCAUUAUCUUGAAAUAUUCUUUAAUGAAAUAAGAAAAUUCGAUAUUGCUUGUGGUGAAUAUGAAGUUUCCAAUUCAAAUAUUCCAGUUAUUAAUUUAAGAAGAUAGAGGAAAAAUAAAAGAUAAACACAACUCUACGAAUUUGAAUAACUUUCUAACAUUCUGAAUACUCAUAUCAAUACAGAAUAGAGUGAAAUUGGUGGUGUUGAUCCAGGAAUCAGAUUAAUUUGCACUAUGGAGAGUAUAUUCAUUUUUGCAUUGACUUACAGUGUUGCAAUAAACUUAAGAAAUGAGAAGAAAAUAUACUAUUAAGAGUUUAUUGAGAAAUAAAUCAAUCAAUAUAUUUCUUACAGAAUUAAGAAUACUACUUGCACAUUUGAUUAAGAUAAAUAUCCCUUUGGAUUGAAUUUAAGAGAUUUGGUAAGCACAGAAAGGGUUAAUUUAUUUGAUAUUUGCUAUGAUGUUUCAAAUUAAACAUGGGUCAAGUGGAAAAAUGUAACUCUUGAAGAAUAUGGUGGCGUUAUCAGUGGAGAUUUUACUCGUGAUACUUUGGAUUAUAGAGAAAUAGUUAGGUUAAACUAUGAUUCGAUUGAAUACUUAAAAGGUAAGAUUCAUUAAGAAAAGAAUGUCAUUUUUAUACCAGAAAGCGGAGUAUUCGUAGAGACUAAUGCUACUAAGAUAACGAAAUUCUUAAUGUAAUUUGCUGUUUCAUACAGUAAACCUACAAUUGUGAUUUCUUAAAACUAAAAUGGUAUUACAAGCUGUAUUUAAAAUAAGUUAAAAACACUUAUUGAACAUCACUCUUAUUCAACUGCUUACAUCUCUUUAGACAGAGGCACAACAAUCAAAUAAUUCCAGAAAAGAGUCGAAAGAAAUUUAAUUUGGAAGAACAACAACCACUUAACAUCUGUGUACGACACAAAUACUUUAGUUGUUAUUGAUGACUUAAAUCUGGCUAUGGAUGGAGUUUCACCUAUUGGAGCUUUGAGAUAUUUCUAUGAAAAUGAAGGAUGGUUUUCUAACAGCAAGAUGAGAUUCAUUUAAUUUUCACUUACUAGAAUGCUGGCUAUUUAUGGAUAUAGUCCUUAUGCUUCCUCUAAUAUUUUUGAUCCUGCAUAUACUGUUCUAUCAAAUAGCAUUUUGGAGAAAUCAAUGAUACUAAGAAUGCCAGAAAAUGAUAAUAGAGACUUAGCCAGCAUCUUUUCAGCUUAUAAUUAAGUUGAUGUGCUUUUAAAUAUAUCUGAAAAAAAGACCUUUUUAAACACUAUGAAAUCUCUAUGCGCUAUUAUGGCUAUUACAAAUAUUGAAUAUUAAGAAGAGUUCUCACUGAUUGCUAACAUAGUGAGUGGUAAUUUUUCAAUACGUAAAGGUAUUGAAGUCAUUAAAAAUAUGAACUAUUUCGAAUACUUUAGCAAGAAUAGGUCACAAAUUAUGCCAGAACUUUUCUUUAGAGCUAUUGUCUUUUUAAUGAAUUAGUAUUAUGCUUCAGAAUUCAUUUACAACAAGAUUGAAGAUACAAAGACAAAACAGCAUGUAAAUGGAUCAAUAAGUUAAACAGAAUUAAGAGAGUAGAGCUAAAGAAAUGAAGAGUAAUCUAUUGAAGGCAAUUUAAUGAUGAAAAGAGCAUCUUUCUCAAAGAAGGAAAGCACAGAAGGAGAUUAUUAAAAGAGAAACAGCUAAACAGGUAUAAGCGAAGGAGGUAAUUAAAAGAUGAGAGAUGAUUACGAAGAAGAAGAUAGUGAUGAUAUUAUCGAGGAGGAAAAGAUCAAAACCAGAAGUGCUAAAAAAAGAAGAAGUCUCUAGCUUAAGAAAGAAUAAAAUAUUAACAUGCUACCAUUCUCUCAUGAACCCUUGAUUUAGAAUUUAGAAGAUUUCAAAGUAUUAAAUAAAUAGUCUAUUCCUAACACUUAAAAAGUACUUUAUUUCUUAUUGUUCGCUGAAUAAUAAGAAAACUCUCUAGAGCAGCUAAUCCUAAAGAUUGGAGCUAACACAGGUGCUAUUGAUGAAACAGGUCUGAUAAAUAAGAAUAAUUAUGCUCCCGUAUUUACGAAAUAAAAAGAAGAAUAUUUAUUGAAAACAGAUGAACUUUUAUCACCUCUAAACCCUUUCAAGAAUAAUGAUAAGCAGGCUUAAUUGAAUGAUAUGCUAGAUAACAUCCCAUCACCUUAACGUAAGCCUGCAAAUUUCAAGAGAACGCCUCUUCGUUAGCAAUCUCUUCUCUUAGAAUUGCGAAAAAUUGAAUAGUAAGAUAAUAUCAAUCCUAUAAAGGAAGAAGAUGAUGAAUCCUAGUUGCAGACAGCAAGAAGAUAGGAUUUCGAAGAUACACCAUAAAAUUUAAGUUCAGCUUUAGGAAGCAAGAAUACACCUAAACAAGUAUUUGAUUUCUAGGAAAGAGGACAAACACUAUUGACACGUAAACAGAAGAAGAGUUUAACAACAGCUUUUAGAAGCAGUCCUUCCAACUAGCUUUAAGAAGUAGCUGGUAUAAAAGCAUUUGUAAAUUCACCUCAAAGAUUUGGUGAAGAAUCAAGUAAAGUAUCAUCAGAUAAAUUAUCUUAAGCUUAAAGAGAAGCAGAUGGCGCAGUCCCAGAGGAAACUCUUCAAAUGAUGCGUUUGGAAUAGAAAGUAGCUAUUUAAAUGGCUGCUCCAAGUAGAGAUAUAACUAAUGCAUAUAAAUCUAAAUUUUAAAAAGAUACUUCAAACAAGCACAAACGCCAAACUUUUAUACUAAAUAAAGAACAAGAAGAAGAGUUAUUUAUAAGAAAUAUCGAGUCUAAAAUUGACAAUUAAAUGAAUAUUUAGUUUGAAGAGUUAGCCACACUACCUGAUUAACUGGUAAGAGAAUUCAGCAGAAUGCUAGAAAGUGAGUUGUUAGAAGGUUCAUUAGGGAUGAAUAAAUAAUCUAAUACUGUUUUAUCGUUUAGACAUGAAUUGUAGUUCUUUAAUUGGGCUCUUCUUGAUCAAGACAUAGAUGAUGAUAAAUAAAGUUUCGAUAGCAGAAGCAAAGAUAUGUUUAACUAUUAAUUCUGUUUGGUAACCAAAAAGAGAGAGAAAAAGGUCUUUGAUUUUAUCCUUUAAAAGUUCAGAGAUUUUUCAGUGAAUAAUCCUUUCCUUUUAAAUAAUUUCUUAGUGAGAGAGUGCAAUUUCGAAUCACUAUACUUCCAUACUCUAAAGCUUCUUCACCUACUUUAGAUAUCAAGCAGUCACAUCUUUUUAAAUUCUCAAUUUACUAAAGAAAGUACAAGAGAAAUCAUUAAAUUCAUAUCUAAAAUCCUCCAUCUUAAGUUAUAUGAGACAGAUAUUACAAUCAACACAAUCGAAUAAUUUAAGCAAACUCUCUUUGAAGCUUUAAAAGAUCUAUUUGGACAUGAAUCAUACUCUAUAUUCUAUUUGAGAAUUUCUAAAGAUGGUGUUAUUGGUAGUUCUAUGGCAGACUACAAUUAAAAAGAUAUGAAGGAGAGCUUUAAAUUGACUAAGGUAUUAGAAAUAAUUCAUACAUUAGUCUCAGGUAGUGAAAUCUUAAGUUUAUUCACUAAGGAGCAGCUUGAAACUUUGAUUUCACAUUGGAAGCUACAAAAAAGAUUUUUCGGUAUGAAUAAUCAUAUUUUGUAUCACAUUAUUUCUAAAAGAAUAAGGAGUCAUUUGAAAAUAAUUAUUUCUUAAGAGCCACUCCCAAAAGAAAAGAACAUUUUUUACUCUCUUUAUUCUAAUCUUUUUAAGGAGUUCAAUAAGUAUCUCAUGAUUCCCAUACAUGCCUCUGAAGAUUCAGAUAAGAAAAACUGGCUUUAAGAUCUCAUUUAAAUAUCAAUUUCUUAGAGCAAACUAGACUUAAUUAAAAAAAUAUAUUCUAUCGAAUUAGAAAUCUCUCGUGUCUAUGAGAGUCAAUACUUUAGCAAUAUUAGAAGAUCUUUUGAAGAAAACCUUUCUCUUUUCUAUUUAACAUAAAAUAUUUUUAAGACCUAAAUCCGUCUCAAAGAAAAAAAACUACGUGAAAAUGGAAAAUAUCCUCAAAUGAUUAAAUUGAUGGAAGAAAAGUUUUUAGUUUUUGAAAGUUAAAUAGAAAUAAAUGACCAUAAUCUCGAAACCACGAAACACAAAAAGCAAAAUCUAGAAGAACUACUUGAAAAAAAUACUGCUAUAUCUAAGCAACUUCAUACUGAAAUAUAAGAAUUGCUCAAUGAAGAAGCUAAAAUUCAGUAGCUAAUAAACAGAGUUUAAUUUUAUGAAAAGCAUGUCUAAGAAUUCGAGUCCAGAAGUAAAGAAUUAGUUGAAAAAUUGAGAGUAAAAGAUGCUUAGACAUACAAUGAUGAUAUAAAACCUCAAAAAUUCUUAGAAGUUGUAAGCAUGAAUGUUUACUGUAUUGCUUUCUUUAUCACUAUGAAUAAUUUCUUAGAAGAAAAAUUCAGAAUUGACUUUAAUUAGUUGGAAGAAGAUUUAAAGAACACUAAAAAUAAAAUACACUUUUUAGAUAUGCCGAAUUUAGAUUUCUACAAAGAACGUUUGGUAGAAGUUGUUUCUGAUUUUUCAUGGAUUAAAUUGGCUUUGGACACAAUGGAUGAAACUAAAAUUACUGAGAAGCACCUUCAGCUGCUUCAAAUGAUUAACAAAGAAUAUGGUGGUGGAUAAGAAACCAAUUUAAUUUCUUUGUAGAGUGGUUUUAAUGUUUCUCAGCUCCAGACAAUUAAGUUUAUUGAUAUCGGAAUAGACUUUGUUCGUAUCAGCAUUGAAAAGCGCAGAUUCCCUGAAUCUUCCUAAGUUAUUUAGGAAAAAUUAAAUGUUGUUCAAUCUAAGCGCAUAGGUAAAGAAUAAGAAAAGGUUGAACCAGAUAAUUUAUGUGCGAGACUUCCAGGAGAGAUAGAAUAAUUAAGAAUUGAGUAAAAGAAUUACAUGAAUGCUUUAUCUAAGAAAAGACAAGGUUUGACUCAUUUCUCUCUUUGUUUAACACAGUCCAGAGAACUUUUUGAAGAAUUUAUUCGUCAAGAAACAUAAGAUUUGAAAGAUAAAAAACUACUUUCUUAAAUAUCUUAGCUUGUUUCUAUACUUAUUAAUACUGGAAUGAAAUAUCCUUAAUUUGUUACCAAAAAGAUUUUAACACUUUUCAAAGAAAAAUUAAACCUUUCUUUCAGAUAUUUCUAACAUUAAUAUAAAAUAUCUACAGUCCUUAAGAAUCUAUAGUAUUACUAUGAAGUUCUCAAAUUAGAAGUACCUCUCAAUUAAGAUAUGAUUGAUUUCAUAGCUAUUAUUGAUUUCCUCAUAGACUAUGACAUGUUCUACUAUCCUUUUAUAAGAGAUCCCUCUGGUAUAUACUCAGAAUAUGUCAAGGCUAAAUUCACCUCUAAGUUCAGACACGAACAAUAUACAGUUGAUCCUCAAUCAGAAAUUAACAUAGAAGAAGCCUUAGUUAGAGGUGAAACUCUUAUUGUAGAAGAUUUUGAUUAAGAUUUACUUGAAAUGAUUAUGCCUAUCAUUGAAUGGAAAAAUGAAAGAAUGUAAAAGCUACUCUUUUAUUACAUGAAAGACCCUGCAGACACUGAUCUUGCAAGCUUGCAGAUUAACUAAGAGAGACAUACUCUUUAAAUUAAUGGAAAAGUAAUUGAAGUGCAUCCAGAUUUUAGAUUAAUUAUGAUUUACUAAGGUGACAGAAUGACUUUUUCACAUACUUUCUUCACUAAAGUGUUUGUUAUGAUCAUGGAAAUAGAAGAUGAAGAAAGAUGGAAAUAAACUAUUACAGAUCACUUGAUAAACGGUUUUUACAUAAAAGAAAAGAAAUAAAUAUUAGAAACUAAAAUAAAUGAGCUAAUUGAAAGAGAAUAGUCUCUUAAAAAUAGUUGUUAAAGUGUUUAUGAUAAGUUGCUCAAUGUUGAAGCAUCAGAUGAUUUAGAUUUUAUGAAUUUCGUAAUUGAUGAAAUCAAAAUGUAAAAGCAAAUCAUAUCACCUUUAAUAGAGACAGAAGCUAGCUUAGGAGAAGAUGAUUAAUAAAUUGAAUAAAAUGAAGCUAUAGAAGAUGACGAAGAAUUUGAGAACUAAGAGUUCUUUAAAGCUAUGUAAAUGCCUGAGCCUGAAAAACCAUUAGAAGAAAAUAAAGUUGUAGAAUAAUAGGCCUAAUCUUCUAGACCACCACUAAAACGUCCCCCAAUGGUAAAGAGACCAUAAAAGCCUUUACCAGUUGCAUAAAAAAAGAAGCAGAUAGCAGCAGCUAAAAAAUAACAAUAGUUGGAGAUGGAAGAGAAAAAUAGAGAGAUAAUGAGACACAAGAAUAACUUAUUAAAGGCGAAGUAAGAGAGCCAUUUAUUUACUCCUUCUCACUCUUCUAGACUUAUGUUCGAUAAUAGAAGAAAAAAGAUGAAUUUAAAACAGCAAGCAUUAAAAACUGGUUCAGACUAGGAAUACGUCAAAAAAUUCUAUCACAAAUUAGAUGAGCUAUUCGAAUUUUCUUCUCUCUUUUUAGGUAUUUUAGAAUUCAUUUAUGCAGUUAAAGUCAAUUGGAUGAAUGUCCAAGAAGCUAUGGGCUCUAUUUACAGUUUUUCUGAUAAAACAUUUUUGUUGUUGAUAAGUUCUUCUAUUGAAAACUGUAAGCGUCAUAAUCAUCUGCCUAAAUCUUAAACAGAAAAUCAAUUAAGUCAAAAAUUCUUAAAAGCUUUUUGUGAAACAAUUUAUUCCACAUUAGUUGGUGGACUUAGAGAAGAUCAUUAAAAUUUGUUCUGUUUGUACUUUGCACUGAUGUUUUUGAGAGGUAUGAACUAAUUUACUGAAUUUGAAUGGAAGAUGUUCAUAAACUGGAAUAUCGAAUCAAGUGAAUCAUAGAAUGUUUUCUAUGACAGUUUGUAUGAGAAUAAGUGGGGUACUAUCAAAAACCAUCUAAUUUCGUUUUAUAAUUUAUCGAACAAUUUAUUAGCUCCUCUACUUACUUUAAAACAAAAUGAUGUUACUAAAGGAUUACUAACACAAGGUAGUUAAUUGAAUCUUUCUCAUGUUUAAAGCGAUAAUAGUAUGCUCAGCAUUGUAAAUCCAAAUAAAACAGAGUAAAAUGAAUAGCUAGAUAGUAGCAUAGAUUAAAGCUUCAGUGCACACUUUAGCUUAUAACAAGGCAAAAAAAUAGACAAGAGAAGUUUGUUUGCCUUAAAGUUCUAGAAAGCAGUAAGCAAACAACUACAACAAGAAUAGCACGAAAACUUACAAGAUAAUUAGAAAGAUCAAUUUGAAAUUUUCCUUAAAAAGCAACAGUCAUCUUAAAGAGAAAAAUCUGUAUCUACCGAAAAACCUGCUAUAAAAUAAGACAAAUUUUAAGCAAAAGAAUAAUUACCAAUAACAAAAGAGGAAGAAGAAGAAAUUUCAAUUUCUUCCAAAACAAUAUCUGAUAAUGAAAUAAAUGAAGAAGAUGAGUUAAAAGAAGAAAGUUCAUAGCAAUCUAGAUCUAGAUCGAGCAGUUAAAAAGAAGAAAAUCUUCAAAGUGGAAGAGAUUUAGGAAGUUAAGAUCAUAUACAAGAAGAUUUAGAUGAAAAUUAAUAUUAGCAAGAAGAUGAAUCUGCAUUUUAAAAUUUCAAAAGAAAUUUAUCAAACGAAGAAUAUAAUCCUUUUUCCUAGGAAUCUAAUAAAGAAGAUAAUCUAAAUGUAUCAGAAUAAGCUAUUUCAGCAGGUUCAAUUCAUAGUGAAGAAGAAGAAGAGGAUUUAAAAAAUAGCACUAGCCUAAAAUAAUAGAAAACAUUACAAUAAAUUUAAGCUUUAACUAAUAACUUUAAUGUUUAAGAUGCAUUAGAAAACGUCUCUACUAGAAACUAAAUUAAAAUUGGUAGAAAAGCAUUUGAGGGUUUCCUACAUCUUUUCAGUCUAUUCCCUUAAAGAACUCAAAUGAAACAUUUGGUUAACAGUCUACUCUCGAAAUUAAGUCAUUGGAUAGACUUCCAGAAUACCUCUCUUAAGAUGAAAAAUUACGAUUACAAUAAAAACAUCAUUAUUCCUACUCUUGUAUAAAAUAUAGAGAGAAAAGUAACUCCUCUUCAACUACUCUUAUUUGUCAAGCAUUUUAGACCUGAAGAAUUAUAAAGAUUCGCCAAGUAUUUCUUCAGAAAAGCAUUCAAAGGCUAUAUUGAAGAAAUACCUCAAAAUAAUUUCGAUCAACAUUGCUAAACAGAUUGGAUGAGAAGACCUACUGCUUUAUUCCAUCACUCUGUUUAAAAGAGCAUGUUUGAAGCUUUGGAACUCAAAAUGAUGAGUUUACAGAUUGAAGGUGGACUUGUAAGACUACCUGUGGGUAUUUUACCUGUAAAAAAUAUUCUUGAGAAGAUUACUGAAGCAGGCGGCGCUGGAUAGUGGCUUGCAAUAGAAAAUAUAGAAUUGCUAGGUAGAAAAGACUUACUUUAAAUUUUGAAGAAGAUUGAUUAAGAAUUACUUGAGUCUACUUCGAGAAGAACAUUCAAGGUUUGGUUGAUCUUUAACUUAAACGAUGAAGGAGAGAAUUAUGAGAAAUCAAAUUUCUCUAAAAAAGUCUUGCCUUUGUUAUAAAGUUACUUGGAGAGAUGUUGGAAGAUUUACAUUAAUAGUCCUCAUAAGAUAGCCCGUACUUUAAAUAUUAUGUAUAACAUCGAAAUCUAAGAGUACAGAGCUAGACAACAGUUAUAACGUGAUGGUAAAAAGGCAUAGUCAAUAGUAGAUUUAAAUAAGCUUGCUGCAUCUUUGCUUGAAAGUGGUCCAGAAAAGUACACUUCUAUAAAUAAUUCUGUUAUUCAGUGCUACAUUCAUCGUUACAUAUAGCACAAACAAAAAACUUUAAGAGAAGAUAGAACUAUUGCAUUUAAUCUUCACUGCUUCCUAGAUAGAGAAAAACUUAAAAAGGAUAAUGUCGUAUUUGAGGAGCGUAUAGUAGAUUAUGAGCAUAAAUAUAAGUUUGCUCUUUCAUUCAUGUUUGCAACACUCAGACAAAGAGUAAAGUAUGAAAGAUUGCAAUUCUGUUACUAUGUAUAAGAACCAUUUAUGUAUGUAAGUGACUUCGAUAUACAAGCUAUGUAAGAUGAAAUGUUCCUCUUUUUAAGUGAUUACACAUUAGAUAUUUAAGUUUUCAUUUCGAAAUUCCUAAAUCACUGGUUUAGAGAUACAUACAAGUACGGUUACUCCACAUAUUCUUCAACUAUAAUCAGAGAUCUAUCAAGAAUAUUUGUUUUUACCGCUUAAGAAAAUACAACUAAAAUUACUGUACAUAACAAUAUUCCAACUUUGAGAGGUAUUGUUGAAAAUGAUAAUACAUUUGACUAUGAAAUAUAUGAUUUCCACUAGGGUGUUUAUCCCACUGUUGAAGAAGCACUAUACAAAUCCAUUAAGUCAUUCCCUAACGAAGACCCAAUCAAGAUACUUUCCUUGAAUCAAAACUCAGAGUUUUUGUUUAACUACAAUUAAUCUCAGGGAUUGAUGAAUAGAGUAAUGGAGGUUGAAAAGAAAUGGGAAGAGAAUAAGCUGGCUAAAUUAAUUACCAUGCUUGAUAGGAUUAAAUUCACUUAAGAAAAUAUUUAGUCAGAUUAUAUGAACUCAUAAGUUAGAUCGUUCUUCAAUGUUCAUCUACAUCGCUACUUGCAUUAGCAUGAAGCUUAGCUGGAGAUAACUUAACUUAUCCAUUAUUUAUUAGAAGUGCUAGAUUUUAACUUUGACCUUAAGACUAUUAGCUUCUUUAAGGUUAAAUCACAAAGAGGUGAUUCGUUCUAAGCUGUUUUAGAUAAUUGGGUUGAAUCUAUUUAAGCUUCUAUCCCUUCACAACAUAAUUCCUUACUUAUUAAUCCAGAUGGCUCUCUCAUAGACUAAGCAAUAAACAAAGAUCUUAUUAAGCUGAACAAAUACGCUAAUUAUCAUGCAGGAGGACAAAGUAGUGCAUAGAAAAACUCUCGUUAAAGUACAGUUCUUAUUCCUCAAGGAAAAAUACCUACAUAGCCUUCACAAACUGCUAUUAAAGUGAAUACAUAAUAAUAAAUUGAGUUAACCAGAUAAGGAACGUUUAAAGUUAAUAAAACUAACUUAUCUACUUUCGGGGAAUAAUCACCCAGAUAUAAGAAUUAGACAAUUAAUGAUGAUAAUUUAUAAAGUCCUCUUGAACCUAAUUAAAUAAAUCCUCAUACAAGUGUUCAUCAUCGCUAGUUAUUUAACAGAAAUGUACGUAAACAUGAAAGCAAAUUCUUGAAAGCUUUGUAACACGAAAAAGAAGAAAGUAAACUUAGAAUUACCAGAAACAGAAAUGAUUCUUCAUACUAAUAAAGCGAUAAUAGAAUACAAACAGAUUUUAGCAACACUCUAGGUCAUAUACUAGCUUCACAUACGAAUCAAUCAUAAAACAGUUUCCACAAUGCUGAUGAAGAAGAUUCUGAUUCUCAUGGCGUUAUUCCUCUUUCUUAACAGUAAAUUGCCACUAAUUUAAGUCAAAUCCAUUACAGAAGCUAGAAUGCUUCUAACUUUUUGCAAGAUGAAGGUAUGGGGGAUGACGAAAGCGAUUUUACACUUAACCAGCAAAAUGUAUACAAAAUACUGCUUUUGAAUGAAAUUAUAAGUGCUCACAGACUCAUAGAAACUAUCCGUUAAGAUCUCUAAUCUGUUUUAGAUUAUGUUACCAACAGAACCGAAUUUACAACUAACUUAUAUAUUUAAGAUUUACUAGACUGUCUACUUAAUAACAGAGUUCCAAUUAAUUGGUGGAAACAAGGAUUCUUGCUCAACAAAAAGACUUUAUAUGAUUUCAUUUAGUCAUUCUUAUGCAAACACGAGCACUUGAAUAUUAUAAUCAAUAGCAGAUAAGGAUAGCUAUUCCCUAUCAUCCCAUUACAAAAACUUUUCAAUCCAAUUUAAUUGUUCACAUCUCUCUAGCUAUAAUUCUGUUUGCUCAAAAACUUUAAACUCCACGAAGUAAAAUUCUAAUUUAGAAAGCUAAGAAAAAUGGAGUCCAGAUAACCUUCAGAAGGAGGUAUAUUUGUAAGUGGACUUUAUUUGAAGGGAGGUAGAAUAAAUAUGGAAAAUUUAAUGCUAGAAGAUGAAAGAUGCAGAGAAUUUGAAAGCUAAUUGCCUCCUUUCCAUGUUAAUCUAACACUCAAGUCAAAAUUAAGAUAAGAAGUUUACUUUAAAGAAGAGUAUAACUACGAGCCAAAUAUUCCAUUCGAAUUGAUUGGAGGUGAAAAUGUAGCUUAAGGUAGCUUUGACAAAGAAAACGAGUAUUUCUUCUUCCAAGCUCAUCCUGUACAGACUUACUAACACGAAACUAAAUCACACAUUUAAGGACUAAAAGUAAAACCAUAAAAAGAAAAAGAUCUUAAAGAACAGAAAAAGAUGUCUGUUCUUACAUCAGAAGAACAAUAAAAAUUACUAUAGGAAUAGAUUUAAAAAGUCAUAAAUAAAGAUAAACAGAGAUUUAUAGAUUUUGAAAAAGCCAGCUAAUUCCCUGUCAUGAAUUAUAUUGUGCGUAUCCCUAUUGUAGAUUCAAACACUACUUCCCUUUUCACGUAAUUCCCUGCUAAAAUGUAUCUAUAUAUUACUUCUAAAAAACCUUAAGAGUAUUGGAUUAGAAAAGGAACAGAAAUCUAUAUAGAAAAACAAUUUUGA